Messenger RNA from Carassius auratus (goldfish), 1511 nucleotides. RefSeq names its product microfibril associated protein 2 (gene mfap2). Lineage: Eukaryota; Metazoa; Chordata; Actinopteri; Cypriniformes; Cyprinidae. The transcript has 9 exons. The coding region runs from base 112 to 609 and encodes 165 amino acids. Gene Ontology annotation, cellular component: microfibril. Gene Ontology annotation, biological process: embryonic eye morphogenesis. The record is from RefSeq and is a predicted model, not a curated record.
GGGCGGGGCCUGAGGGCGAUGGGCGGAGUCAGAGGCGGGGCGAAGCUGAAACUUCAGACACGCUGAGAUCUGAGCAUCACUCGAGGAAUAAAGCACUGAAUUAAAGACAACAUGAAACUCUGUUACCUGCUACUGCUGUCAGUGCCAGCGCUGGUUCUGGCUCAGACUCAGACUCAGGAACAGAACUAUGAUGAUUAUCCAGACCCUAACUUUGAUAACGGCAUCAAUUAUGACUCCAUCUACUAUCCGGCCGUUUCUCAGCAGGGUUCACAAGCUCAGACCUCAGGACCAGGACAGACCGUGGUGGAGCUUCAGACGGAGCCGACAGAACCUGGACCGCUGGACUGUCGUGAGGAACAGUAUCCCUGCACUCGUCUCUAUUCUGUCCAUCAGCCGUGCAAACAGUGUCUCAACAGCAUCUGCUUCUACAGUCUGCGCAGGGUUUAUGUGAUUAAUAAGGAGAUCUGUGUGAGGACCGUGUGCGCUCACGAGGAGCUGCUGAGAGCGGAUCUGUGUCGAGAUCAGUUUUCUCGCUGCGGUGUAGUUGCAGUCAGUGGCCAGUGUGGGGCGAUGGGCGGCAGCUGUGCUAAGAGCUGCGGAUCCUGCUAAACACACACACACACACACACACACAGGUACCGCCUUUCAGACGCGGACACACACUGCAACUACAGCUUUACGAUGAAAACCUCUACGCAAGUGUGCAGACACAAUGCUAACGCGGAGCCGUUUCCUAACGUCAGUCUAACCUCAGAUGUCUGUGGCAUUAGUCAAGCAGCUGCUAUAAACACAUCAAUAGUUUAACUAGCUUAACUAAUAGUUAUAGAAGACUGUUUGCGCUAAUCUAGCGCCCCCUUGUGUUUGUGUACUUGUGUAACGUGUGUUUCAGACCUAAAGCUCUUCCUAUACUCCUCCAGCAUCUCACUCAAAGUUAUGAACAAAUGUUCUUCCUGUAACACGUGUACGAGCUGAGCUCCUGUAAACUGAUAUUAACUGUAAUAAUCUCUGGUUUGGAUGACUGUCUCCACUGGUGCUAUUAUUGUAUCUGUUACACAGCGGUUUGUAUUAUCACUGCUCGUCGUCGUCGUCGUCGUUUACUUGUUUAUGUGUCUUGGGGCGAGUUACACUGAACCCAGACUCCUGAUCUCAGGUCAGAGGUCAGAGGUCAAGACCUGUAAGCACUGAUCGGUCAUCAAUCACACGAGGAACGCUACUGAACACAGACGUCAGCAUUUACUGUAAUAUUAGCUGGUCCAAACCAUUGAUGCAAUGUAAUAAACAUUUUCUUUCUGUACAUUUAAAUGCAGAGUCUAUAAACAUGAAAGCUUUCUAAUGUGUAUAACAAGACUGAGACAAACGCUAUCAGUUAAAAUGCCUUUUUAAUGGGUUUCUUAGUAACUACACAAAGCCAUCGCUCCACAUGUUUUCUUUGCUUCUGGCUGAACUCUAUGUAUCCUGCACCUUAACAUUACUGCUUGUGAAAAUGAAUUAAAAUAACGAUCUUUGAUAUA